UACAAGAACUUAAAAUAUACGAGAUACGUGAAAGUAAAUAAAUAAGAUGGUGUUGUGGAUUCAAUUUAACUCCGAUUUUGAAUGUCACCAUAUCUUCGUCAUGAGUCUCGAUAGGAAAUAAAAUACCGUGUGAAUAAAAUAACCAAAAUGCAACAUUCCACGGAUAUAUUAUCACCCCAGGACCUUCUAGCGGAGGUUAGAAAGUUCAUUUCGGGGGUUGUGAGGAAUACUCACGGUACAAACACCCUGGAAUUAGCAAGAACGGCUCUAUCUCUUCUGCGAAAUUUACCUGCUGCAAGAGAUGCUGUGCUUGAAUAUUUUUGCACCGUAUUUUCCGUAUGCGUAAGCAAACACGUUAGGCAGAUCGAGAAAAACCAGAAUCAACCUAUACACGAAGAAACAACUAUAGCCGAGAUACAUAAUGUUUUGUGUACGUUUGUCAAUGCCAAUCCAGAAGCCUGGGCACCAAUCAUUUCGGCAUGGUCCCUAGAAUUACUCGGCAAAUUAUCAUCAGAUUACGCUAAUCGAGGUAACUUGCCUAAAAAUGCUGGUAUUAACGACUUCCUUCAACAAUGGAUGUCGUGUCGAGCGACGCGGACACUGAUUGACAUAACAACGCAGUGUUUGCAAUGCCUAAUGCACCUGGAAACUGAAUCAUGUAUUAAAGCCUUGUUAGACACCAGCGUUUCCCACAGCCCCCACUUUGAUUGGGUUGUAGCUCAUGUUGGUAGCUGCUUCCCAAACACUGUUAUAACUAGAGUGUUGACCUGUGGAUUGAAGGAUUUUUGCGCCAUGGGAUACGAUCAGAAUAUUAAAAAUCCAAAACUUAACUCCGUUGUUGGAAUACUCGGACAUUUAGCAGGCAGUCACGUCAAUGAUAUUAGGACUGCGUUGCUUGAUUUGUUCACGUGGAGCUUGGACGAAAAUAUCAAUCUGGAUGAGGAUACCAAAUCACAAAAACUUGCCACAGUUCCAUUUCUAUUGAAUUUAGCAUCUUUGUCACAAACACUCUUGAAGGCUCUUACGACUGAUGUUUUACAAACUUUGAGGCCUGACAUAAUACCACAGUUGGCUUUGUUUGCUUGUGAUUGGUGCAAAUAUUUCAAUGAUGAACCAGAAGCGUUAAUAGACUUAACAGUUCACUUAGCUCUGGGCUGUGAGCAGGGUGCCUCUCAAAUCGUGAAUAUUUUACUGGAUACGAGCUUAAAUCAAAGCAACGUUGGUUAUCACAGUGUGAAUGCUGCACAAAGUGUCAAGAAUGUCUGUAGAGAAAUACUUGAAUUAAUUCUUCAGGAGAUUGACUCCCUUGUGAGAGCACACGGCCCGCAAUCAUCAAACAUAGCUUUGUUAAAUUCUGUAAAACAGGAACUCUCCUUUAUUACUCCAUUACUUCUCAAUGCAAAUCCAUUAAGGGUUCAAACUGCAGUUCGUAUCCUUUCUCUUUUGGGUGCACAAAGUCCAAACGUCCUAGUAUCAUCCGCCUCUUUUAUGCUGCGAAAAGGAGAAACUAAAUUUCACCUCGCCGCGCUUAUGAGACUAGUCACGGACAAUGUAAAUACUUUUGCCAUCAAUACAACCGAUAAUGAAAAUAGUGUUGUGGGAAACGGAUAUUUUUCUCAAGCUGUCGAGCAAGCAAUCAGAGAAUCACAAUAUACAACUGCAUCAAACCAUGGCGAGGGAAGGCAGUUAUUCAAAAAUCUAAUAACUCUAUUGAAAUGGGAGAAAAGUGAUCAAGUUCUUAUCCUGAGAUCGGGGAUUGUCACACGUGCUGUUAGAUCAAAUUUACAACAGAUCUCCAGUAUGCUGAUGAAAAUAGAUGAUCCCCUCCUUGCUCACGAUAUAGCUGGAAUACUAGAUCUACUUUGUAUUCCUGAUAGAGAUCAUUACGUUCCAAGCAUUCAACUUGCCUUACAGCUUACCAGAUCUAUGAUUCGAUAUUUUUUCAUCUGUAUUGAGGAAAAUGAUGUAAUCAAGAAGAUGAAGGGUGUCAGAGUUGUCUGUCGUUUUCUUCAUAUUCUUACUUGUUACUCUCAAUGUGCAAGAGUUUUAGCUCUGAGAGAACUUUUAGAGCAAAGUAUAUAUAAUGAACCAGCUAAAUACUUUGGUGCGAAAGAAAAGUUUGAACCUAAGAUUGAAGAUAUUCUUUUAUUAGAACAAAAUCAUAAGCAGGGCACGAGUGUAAUGUUGGCUCAAAGACAUUCUUCUGUAUUUCAUGCUGGAGUGAUAGGCCAGGGCCCUCGAAAACCACCACCAGAAAAUCUGAUCGAUAAGGAAACUAUAACUUUAAAUACAACUCUACUUAUGGAUGCAAUAAAGUCUUGCUGCAGCAAUCCAGAGUUAGGUCAACAUCCUGUAAAUUUGGAUGCUAUAUCUAUGGUCAGUUUACUCUUAGUGGAAUUAGUUUCUCCUGACGUUAUGUACAACGGACUACCGUGGCCUGACGAAGAGUUUACCAAGGUAACAGUUGAACGAGACUUGCAAAUACGCCGUACGUUCAAAGAUGUCCCGCUGCUGUGGUCACUCCUAGAGCUAACGGCUCGCUAUCGUCCAGCCCUGGCUUAUUGCUCUGUACUCCUAAGAGCUAUUGCUGCAACAGUCUUGGCUAACUGGAGCCCAGUAGAAGGUGUCUUACUUGCAAAUGUUAUGGCUCUUGGAUUGCUGCUACCUCCUCCGUUAGCCAGUAUUAGAGAUGUUUUGCCUAAUAUCAAACAGCAUCAAAUUAAUUUAGUAUUGAGGGAGUGCAUAUGGGCUUACAUGCAUGAAAACGUUCCAUCACCAGCCCUAUUUACACGCAGUGAAGGAAGCAAUGUUGCAUGGCGCGAUCCAGACUCUUCAACACUGAAUCCUCGAUGCAUAGAAACUCUUCGCCUCAUUGUUUUAGCGAAUAUACAUCGAAUGGGUGCUCUGUAUUCCGCUCUGUUUUUACACGACCGCAAAUAGACCUUGUGUACUCCAGAUUUUUGAGUUUCCUUAAAAACAUUCAUCUACAACAAUACUUCCAGAGAUGAGAAAACUGGAGCUGAAAAUCCAGAUAAUUAGACAAUCGUAUUGUUAGUCAAAUUGUAAAUACAGCUGUGGUAAAUUAUAAUCUCAUCUUACUCUCCGAUAUAUAGAAUAUUAGCCACGUAAUGUCAUAUGUCUAUAUCUGAAAGUAUUGAGUAAGCUACUGAAGCGGCCAAGUUGUAAAUAUCUUUCAACAGUGCCUGUUUAUAUUUUUGCAAUCUAAUUAACUGAUAAUUUAAGUUUUGUAAUAUAGCAUUAAUAGGUAAUUACAAAAAUUAUUCUUGCAUGUUAGAAACAUCAUUUAUACAAAAGUUCACUGAU
Messenger RNA from Diprion similis, 3324 nucleotides. RefSeq names its product integrator complex subunit 5 (gene omd). The transcript has 11 exons. The coding region runs from base 148 to 2940 and encodes 930 amino acids. Gene Ontology annotation, biological process: snRNA 3'-end processing. NCBI's taxonomy places the organism in Eukaryota, Metazoa, Arthropoda, Insecta, Hymenoptera, Diprionidae. Gene Ontology annotation, cellular component: integrator complex. The record is from RefSeq and is a predicted model, not a curated record.